UUAAAAGGAUAUUUUUGAAUUCAAUCCAAUAAUAUAAAGAGGGUUACGUUUUCUCAAUCUCUUGCAAUUCUAAGGGGGAUCUGGUGAACAAAUUACUUUCUACCAUUAAUUAGUGUAGAACUUGUAGCCAAAAUAUAAUUCUAUCAAUUAUAUUUGUUCAAAAUAUCAAGCAAUUCAAACAACCAUAUAUGGCCAUAACUAUUCAAAAGUGGCUAUUGAUCAUUCUGUUUUUGCAUAUACACGUUCUCAAUAUUGUAGCGCAGCUGCCUGAUUUACGCUAUGGUUCAUGCGGUGAGAAUGGUAACUAUACUGAGAAUAGUACCUACAAGAACAAUCUAAACACACUCCUCACUUCCCUUCCCUCAAAAAUAGAUAACUAUGGUUUUUACAAGGCUUCCAUUGGCCAAAACAUCGACAGAGCCAGUGUUAUUGUGCUAUGUAGAGGAGAUGUGGAGCUACAAGAAUGUCGCGAUUGUGUCCAUAAUGUUUCUCAAAAGCUAGUACAAGUAUGUCCUAACCAAAAAGAAGCUGCUGGUGGUUAUGAUAAAUGUAUGUUAGUGUACUCGAAUGAAUCCAUUACAGACACUACAACAUUUUCUAAACUCUUUUACUUAAACGAAAUUCAGAAUGCCUCAAAACCCGGUGAAUUUAACAAGGAGCUAGGAAAAUUAUUAGUUAGAUUAAGAGUGGUUGCUGCACAUGGUGAUCCCCGUAGAAAAUAUGCUAGUGGUAAUGCGACAGGUCCUGAUUUUCAGAAUAUAUUUGCACUUGUGCAGUGCACUCCUGAUUUACCUCCUCAGAAUUGCUUCGAUUGCUUAACGAAAGCUUAUGAAGAUAUGAUUAAUUGUCCCUGCAUGGGCAAGAAGGGUGGAAGAAUCAUAGGUGCUAGGUGCAGCUUCCGUUAUGGAACUUCCCCUUUUUUCAGGUUGGAUGUAGUGUCAGUAGCUCCGCCACCUGAAGAGGAAGGGGGUGAUGAUAAAACGGUUCGAACAGUCAUCAUUAUCGUUGGGCCAAUUUUUACAAUUAUUAUUUUUAUUGCUUGUAUUUCUGUCGUCAUGAUGAGUAGGCGAAAUUAAAGAAGAAGAUGGUGGGCGAAAUUCAGAGUAUACAUGGGGAUGAUAUUAGCACUACAGAAUCCUUACAAUAUGAUUUUUCCACGAUUAGAGCAGCGACAGAUAACUUCUCAGAUGCUAAUAUACUGGGACAAGGUGGAUUCGGUCCCGUGUACAGGGUGAUUAAGCUUACAUUCCAUCCCUAGUUGAAACAAGAAUACUGGUUAUUCAAUAUUAUGUUUCAGGGUAAGCUUCAAAAUGGAAAACAAACAGCAGUGAAAAGAUUGUCAGCAGAUUCAGGACAAGGUGAUCUAGAAUUCAAAACGAGGUUUUGUUGGUUGCCAAACUUCAACAUAGGAAUUUGGUCCAUUUGCUGGGACUUUGUCUAGAUAGAACAGAGAGACUUCUUGUCUGUGAAUUUGUUCCCAAUGCAAGUCUUGACCACUUUUUAUUUGGUAUCUACUGCUUAGCUUUUUAUUAAAAGUAUGUGCUUGAGCAUCAAUAAACUAUCAAUCUUCUAACUUAUAUACAGUAAAAACAGUCUAUUUAACACAACACUUAUUUUGUCUGUGUUAUAAGACACCAACUAAUGAAAACAAGAAUAACUAAAAGAAAGAACACACAAUCGAACUUGAGCCCACAAACUUAACUCUGGUGGUUGUCUGCCUUGUGAUUAUCUUGUAAUGAUUUGAUACUGUAAAAAAUCUUCUAUAUGAUCAGUGUAAACAAGUCCAACUCGUAAGUUAUAUUCAUUAUCUUGUCCGCAGAUUCAGUUAAACAUGGGCAAUUGGAUUGAGAAAGACGAUCCACAAUCAUAAGAGGCAUUGCUAGGGGAAUUAUUUACCUUCAUGAGGAUUCUAGACUUCGAAUCAUUCAUCGUGAUCUUAAAGAUAGUAAUGUUAUGAGAAAAUGUAUCCUAAAAUUUCCGACUUUGGCAUGGCAAGGCUAUUUAAGUUGGCUGAAACUCAAGGCAACACAAGCAGAAUUGUGGGGACCUAGUAAGUUGACUGUUAUUUCUUCAUGAAUAGUUAACUCAAUUUUGUUGAACCAGAACUUUGAUUACCCCAAAAUCAUUAUUAUUUGAGGUUUUUAGACGGGUCGAGAUAUGGGUUUAAGAUGGAGAAUGGGUCGUUUUUAAAAUUUUGGGUUAAUUUGAGUCAAUUUGGGUAUAAAUGAUGAAACUAGUAAAGGCAGAGUUUAAAAAUAACUUUAUUUUAAGAGCAAAGACAUAAUUAACUAAUAAACUAAACUUAAGGGAUAUAUUUGAUCCUUUUCCCUUAUAUACAUGGCAAGUGAGAUUAUGAGAGGGAGGAGA
Messenger RNA from Solanum pennellii, 2367 nucleotides. RefSeq names its product cysteine-rich repeat secretory protein 38. The coding region runs from base 189 to 1076 and encodes 295 amino acids. The record is from RefSeq and is a predicted model, not a curated record. NCBI's taxonomy places the organism in Eukaryota, Viridiplantae, Streptophyta, Magnoliopsida, Solanales, Solanaceae. The transcript has 3 exons.